CAACUUACAAAUUUCCUUCCACAAUCUUUGAAGUCUACCAUAAUUCAAUUCAAAGAGUUUAAACGAUGGCCAACGCAAAAGACGUGAGAGAGUUCAAAGAAACUUUCAAGAGAUUUGAUCAAUACGUAAACGGAGAGAUUACAUGGAGGGAAUUUGACAUGUCUGGCGUACGCAAACGUUCUACUCCAAUGACAAAGUCUGAAAUCGACAAAAUAUUCGUAGAGCUUGGAACUCGUGGUGAAGAUAGAGUCUUCAGAGCUUCCAAGGUUUCCGGUAAUCCUCUUCAUCCAACAUCUGUCUCAGUUAAACCUAAACCUAAAGAUGUGAUUAAUGUGGAGAGAACCAAAACCGACUCAGAUCUAAAACUCAUCGAUCUAGAUCGCAAUUCUCCAAUGGCUCUCGAAUGGGUUGUGUUAGGUUACGCAGCAGCAGCUGAAGCAAUCAUGGUGAUUCUCUUGACGAUGCCUGGACUCGACGCUCUUCGCAAAGGAUUGGUUGCUGUGACUCGUAAUCUCUUGAAGCCGUUUCUCUCGAUAAUUCCGUUUUGUCUCUUCCUUCUUAUGGAUAUCUAUUGGAAGUACGAGACUCGACCUUCUUGCGAUGGUGAUUCGUGUACUCCUUCUGAGCAUCUUCGUCACCAGAAAUCGAUCAUGAAGUCUCAGCGUAACGCGCUUCUGAUUGCGUCGGCCCUUGUUUUCUACUGGAUUUUGUACUCUGUUACGAAUUUGGUUGUGAGGAUUGAGCAGCUUAAUCAGAGGGUUGAGAGGCUCAAGAACAAGGAUUAAGAUCUAUAAUUACUUAAAUAUAUGCUUCUUCAAUGCUCGUUUGAUCUUUGAUCUGUUGCAAGUUUGGAUUUUGAUUGACUCAGUUGAGGAUACUUGCAAUAAAAUUUCAAACUUGGU
Molecule: messenger RNA, 902 nt
Organism: Arabidopsis arenosa
Lineage: Eukaryota; Viridiplantae; Streptophyta; Magnoliopsida; Brassicales; Brassicaceae
Source: the annotation of a GenBank genome assembly